CGUUCUACUCAAAGAUGGCGGUGACGAGUACGCCAUGUUUUUUGUGAUGUUCGCGCAUUAGACAAGUUUUUUGAGAAUUAUAAUCUGUAUGAGCAAAAUGGCUGAUGAUGAUCCGUGGUUAUUAAAGGAAGACGGUUAUUUAGACGUGUAUACUGAGUGUAAAAGUAUAAUCUAUCAUGCUAAUCUAAAUGUGUUACUAAUUACUAAUAGCAGGGCGCAAGUAUACGUAUUUGAUGUCAACUCAGGAGUAAUUUUACAAAAAAGUUCUUUAUCUGGCAAAUUAAAUGGAAAACUUCAAGGUACAUAUUUAUCAAAUGGUGUAGAUAAAAUAUUAUAUACAGAUGGAAGAGGAAUUGGAGUACGUAGUGAUUACAAUGGUGUACUCCUUUUGGAUACUCUUUUACAAACACCUGUUUCAAGAAGUGAAGAUGUUGUAAAACUAGAAUUAUUGUUUUCUGAAGCUACUUUGUUAUAUCAAUGUCUACGAUGUGUAGAGCUACCAGGUGUAGAUCAUGUACAAGAAGUAAUUCAAGAAUUAGCGACUCAAACUUUUACAGUGAAAGCCAACAGGAAAAAGGGAAUUAAAGCUCAAAAAUGGAACACGAUAUGCCUGGAAUUACCACAUGGUUCUCUGAAGCUUGUGUGUUCAGGAUUAGUAAUGGAGUUGAAAAGAUUAAAUCGACAUAUUCCAGCAUUGCCAAUUGCUUCUGCUAUCAAUGAACGACUAAAUGGCCUAUUACCAGGCCUGCCAUUAGAGGGAGGUCCUGCUGAUAAAGUAGUAAUGUUUAGUGAAGCUACACGUCGAGAAACUUUUUCAAAAUGGCCACAUAUGAAUUACAAAUGGGCUUUACCGGAUCAAAUGGCUCAAGCUGGUUUUUAUCAUCAACCAAAUGCAACAGGUGAUGAUAGGAUAAUGUGUUUUACAUGCAACGUUUGUUUAGUUUGUUGGGAACCAACGGAUGAACCUUGGUCAGAACAUGAACGUCAUUCUCCGGCAUGUCCGUUUGUUAAAGGAGAAUACACGCAAAAUGUUCCUUUAUCUGUUAUCCUUGCCACAGCUCCUGCACAAGAAGCAGAUGAUAGUGUAAACGUAAUUAGCACUACAAAUGUCAGUGGUCUUGUGGCUACAGCUUCCAAUAAUGGUUUUAUUACUGUGUGGAAUGUGACAAAUCAGUUAAAGAGGGAAGUGUCAUUUUAUGUGGUCUCUCCUCCUGUAGAUCAAGAAAUAAAUAAUAAAGAGUCUAUUCAAUUUGGUUCUGCAAGAAAUUUGGCAUCGUAUUUAAGGACACUUAAUUCAGAAACAGAUCCCUUUGCUGAGUAUAAACACCCAACAUCUCAUAAAGUGCAACUUACAGCUUUGUCUGUAGUAGGUUCUGUAAAGUCUGAAGCUAACGAAGUAACAACAUCUGGUUCUACGCUUUUACCUGUAGAGGCAUUAGACUCUAAAAUCAGGCCAUGUGUAGUGUGUGGUGUUACAGUGAUAGUUAAUAACCCAUCACAGUUGAGAACUUUAGAAAAUGUGUGGGCUGCUUCAACAGAUUUAGCUCCUUCUUCAUCUCUUGUUCAUGCAAUGAACAGUGUAAAUAGUGCUGCCAGUGAUACUUUAGAUAUAAUGAAGGUAGCAGGUGAUAAAUAUGCACCAUCGAAAUUGUACUAUUUAGUAUUUUACGAUUUUUAUCAUAAAAUGGCAAUACCACAACCAAUGAAAGAAGACAAUACUAAGGAUUCCAAAACAAAAAAGACAUUGUCUGGAACGGAAACUAGUACUAGUUCAAACGGAGAACGUCAAGAGAAUUUAUAUCAAGAAUUCUUAGUUAAUAAAUUUUUUUAUGAUGUUCCAGUGAUAGAGGAUGUAGAUUCAGAUAUGGUAGUUAGUACACCUUUCGAGGGUGUUUUUCCGACAUCUGUUUUUACUGCAUCAUCUUCUAAUGGUAUCUAUUCAAAUCCAAUUGGUAUUACAGUACCCCCAACUUCAAGUUCAUUUGAUGCCAAUUUCAACCCUAUCAAUGGUCCAGAACAUUUUGCAUCAACAUCUGAUUUGACAACAGUUAACAAAAAGAGUCUAGAUAUUAUAAAAAUGACAAAGACUGAACCAGUUGUUGUAAAGACUUUACCUAUUGAAGCCCCAGAUUUUCUUAAAAUUACACACAUUGAGCCAUCUAAAGAUGGAAGACAUUUAUAUGUUUCCAUGUGUCCUACAAUAGACAACACAGAUUCAUCGAUGUCAAAUAAUAAUCAAAUGGAUAUUGAUGAAGAGAGUGAAUUUUUCCCACAAAAAGGUUACGUGUAUUGGGACCAUAAUGAUACACAAUCUGAUAGAUUUAUAAACGAUGAAAUGCACGAUGAUUCAACUAAUAUAAAUGCUAUACUACUUGUGUACGCAUUGGACUUUUCUGGUCAAGUAGUAAAAGUUUAUAACGAACCAGUGGUAAAACGCGAGUUACCGGCAGAUCAGGCACCCAUCGAGCAUGUAUUUUUACCUCUUCAGGAGAAAAGUAAAUGUUCCCCGCCUGGUGAAAAUUCUGGCAAGACUACUUCAGGUGUACCAGAACCCGUUGGACAAGUAGCUUUAGUAUGCAAAGAUGGCAUUAUCAGAGUAUUAAAUUUAAAUUCAUUGAAAACUAUUAGCGAAGCAAGAAUAGAAGGAAAAAAAUUUAUUUCUGCAGCUUAUUGUAAUAGUUUAGAAAGAUUGUGUGCGUGUACAAGCGAUGGUGAACUUCACUUUUUUAUCACAACAGAUGAAGAAGAUUUUAUGGAAGAUAAAGAAGAUAUCGAAGAUAUUAAUAUGAUGACAACAGAGGAAAAUAGUAAAAAGAAUACAGUACCUAGCACUUCAACGUCAUCUACUCAAGAUCAAUUAGUUGCGCACAAAUUGAGAUUCUCUUAUUCGGAUUUACGUGUUCUUUAUGAAUUAACACGAUUCGAUCGACAUUCUCCUGCAUACGGUGCUACCGUUCCGCCAUGUUGGAACGAAAUGUUGCAAGCUCAAAGACAACGUCGUCAUCCUCAACAUUUUCAUCAAUCGGAAAAUCAACAUCAUACUCGAACGUGGCGUUUACACAAUGAACGUACUACUUGGGAUGAACACAUAUUUGAAUUAACUCUUCCUCGAAAUGCGGCAGGAAAUAUUGGUCAUAUAGAUGUUUGGUUUAGUUUGCACUCAGUUUGUCAAGAGUUACCAACAAUUCAAAUUACGCUGUUAAAACAAAAUAUUAAAAGAAUCGGUCAUCAAAAGUUUUUGUUGACUCCGGUUGAUGAAAGAAUAGACUUUAACAUAGGUAAUGAACAGAAAGGAGAGAAUCCUGUAGUUACAGAGGAGUACCAACGACAACAUAAUACUGAAAUUUUGUGUGGACCGAUCGAUUUACAUCGAAGUUUAGAUUUGUCUUGGCGUUCUGGUUGUAUUACGUUAACCAGCCCAAAGCUAUUUCGAACUAAAGCUAGAACGCUUCUUGUCCACAUCAAGGCUCUAGUCGACCCUACGAAAGAUAGCACAACAGCAAAAUCGGAAACCAAUUCGUCAGAUAACAAACCACCUACGUCUAAAAAAUUAAGAAUAGCCGAGGUUCGUCCAUUAGUUCCUGGCAGUACAGUUGAACAGUUUGUAGCAGGUGCAACUAGUAAGAAGUUAGACGGUUAUAUUGGUUGCGAUUGGAUACAUGAAGUAUCAAUCACCGUUAGAACGGUACAUCCUACUAAUAUACCAAAUGAAAGAGCGCAGCGAUGUACUAUGUUAGAAUCUAAAAGUUGCUUUCAUAAUUUGUUAAGUGUAGCUUGUUUAAAGACAGCUGACAAGUCUCCCAUUGCACAGUCACUUGCAUUAGAUAUUCUUGUAUGGAUUACCGCUAUUAGGUUAAAGAGAUUACGUAGCAGUCAAAAUAAUGCCGAAAUAAGAAAUUUCCAGUUGGAAACAAUUCGCUCUGUGCAAGCACGGUUAUCUAGUUUAUUAAGAACUUGCCUGUUGCAUGCUGGUCGGAGUAUAGCGCACAAAUGUAUCAAAUUAAUUAUGCUUUGCAACACUGGAUUUUAUAAUCUAGAAGACCCUCCAUCUCCUUCUUUUGACGAAGCUCUUGUAUCCGUUUUGGUAUCGUUGUUACCAUCUAUAGUUGAGGUUCAAUGGGCUGGCUCAUUACGAUGGUUACAGUUAUUAAUUAAUGGAAUCUUACCACGAGAUAAAAAUCAUAGCAUUGCCCGUCAAUGUAUUUCUCUAAUAAAGCAAAUAGCUGCUGAAAUAUCGAAUCGAGUCAAUCCUUAUCACUUACUACUUUCAACGAGAUUCGGUUUGUAUAAUACUCCAUUCGAGACAGAACUUUUCGACAUAGAACCACCGAUGCCUCCAAAAUAUAGUCCAAUACCUCCAACAUGCGUGUCUGAUGCAACUAAUGAACAAAGCGGAGCGUCAGCUGCUUCAUCAAGUUCUGUGUAUUCUCAGGAUGCUAUUGAUUUGAGAGACCUACUUACACUGCCUACACAUCCAGCUAGUGAGCUGGUGGUGUCUAGCAAGUUGAAAGCUUUAUGUGCUAAUCACAAUAUGAAAGGACUCCUCGAGGUCGAACCCCUUCAUUUUACUUGUCAUUCUGCUUCCGACGGUACCAAGAUGGAGAAAAUUGAUCCUGGUAUGAAUACAAUUAAUAUUGGAGCACCUCUUUACGAUAGCACAGCUGCAAGCAAUAAUGGCAUAUCCGAUAUCAAAACUAUUCACCACUCUUAUAACAUGGAUGCUGGAUCGCUAGGACCAGAUGUUCAAACUUAUUGUAAGUCGACACCUAUUUUGAGCGAUCUGCUUAGUCUAUGUACAGGACGAAUGUUAAAGAAGCCAGCUCCACAACUAAUAUUCACACUUGAUGACCAGUCAGACUGUGAUGAGGCUAAUGAUAUGCCUGUCAACAAUCAGACAUGGCAUAAUACACAUAACGAUAUGCCUAAUUCACAUAUAUUAAAUUCUACUAUAACAAAAGAAAAAUCGUCUGUACAAAGUAUCAGUACUACUGUAAACAAAGUUGAAGACAGCAAUCCUAAAAAGCGAGAGGAUGUUACGUUUCCAUGGGGAAGAUUACUAUGUUCACCACCUCAACAGGCACUUGUGGUCGAUCGAAUGCAUUCUGGCGCCCGUCGUUUUGUUAUCCUUGAUUUUGGAUCACCUGUAUUACUUACAGACUUAAUUAUCCCUUGUUGUAGCGACUUGGCAUCGUUGUCUAUAGAUAUAUGGUCAAAAAGCGAGGAAAUUGAUGGUACGCAAUUAAUUGUUGCCGGUGAUAUUGGAAACAGACCAUUAGUUGUAUGCGAUCUUCAACCACCACCUGUGUGUCGAUAUCUAAAGAUUACCAUCAUAGGUCGGUAUGCAAUGUCUCCUACUAUGUGUAAAAUUCCAUUAGGAGUAUUUUAUGGACACAUGGUAGUUCUACCCGGAGAAGAUUAUGCAGAAUUAGAUAACACUUCAGUUUUUGAUAAUACUUUUGAUUCUGCUGUACAAGCUACUAUCAAUACACAGUGCAAUAUUUUAUCAGCUCUUGCAGAAGAUGUUCAAUGCAGAUUUAGCCUAGCCACUGAAAGAUUAAAAAGCCUAUUGGAUCCACUAUUGUGUUCAGAAACCACUAAUGUUAUGCAUAUGCAGCAUUAUCUUUCUUUUAGUAAAAUACCUAAUUGGAAGAAGGAGCAACCAUCAACAAAAAUAUUGGCAACGUAUCAAGAAUGUAUAAUGUUUCAACAUCAACUAAAUGUUGUACGCGGUGUAUGGCGGAGAUUGGAAUCGUGGAAAGGUUCUCAAACCAUUCCAACGACAUCUUUAGCAAAUGCGCCCAGUGAUAAAUUACGAGCUCUCGGCGAGACUUUACUCGAUAUUCUUCUUUUUGCGGUAUAUGAAAUUGGUCCCAUGCCUAGCAUACCACCAGCAAUAUGUAAUGUUUUUACACCAACGGUUUGCGAGAAAUUUUUCCACUCACUUUGCGUUGUUACACCAGCUCCGCGUUUGCAAUUACAAGCUGUUGCGUUAUUAACACGUAUGGCUGGUCAUCAACCUUGGUGGGGUAAUUUCUUGUCUAAUAUUUUCAUCAAUCUCUAUUCAUCGUCGUCCACGCAUAUAUUUCCACAAGACAGAGUGUUUAUUUUGUUAACACUUCUUGGACGCAAAUCAUUGAUUGCGGGAGUUAACAGAUCUUCUGUGAUAGAUGCAAUGGUUCAAACUUUAGGCAAAUUAUUGACACCAUUAUCAAAUGCUCAAACUUCUAAUACUAAUCAUCUGGAUAUAACACUUAUUGGUUGGGUAUUGCUUUUCCUAUCGGUAUGUUUGGACACCAUAGCCAUUUCACCUCCUUGUUUGGAAGGGAAUAAUGAAAAAAGUAGAGAGCAAGGUCUACUAUCCCGUUGGGAAUUUAUUCAAGGAGAAUCUGCAAUGCAAAGGAAAUAUGGUAAUGCCAGUCGGUCUCCAGCUUCCUAUAGUUAUAAAAAAUUACAGAAACGAAUAAUGUAUCACAAACAACAACUUCAAGAGCUGGAACAAGCAAAGAAAGUAUUUCAGACAUCAUCACAGGGAUGGGGCAAUCUUUCGUCGCAUGCAGCCUCGUUUUUUAGUAAAGUAGAAGCAACGUUAAAGUCACAGGAACGUUUCUUCAUAAAAACAUCAAAGCAAAAUUCUGCCAAGCAUUUCAAAGAUUUCCUCGGUAUUCGUAAAAAUGAUACGCAGCACGUGUCGCGCGGUUCGCGUACACAACCACAGGCUAAUACCAGUUCUAGUAAAUCAGAAGGAACGGAUAUGGACGUUGAAUACAUAUCUAACUUAUCUCACCAACACGUCCUACCAGUUGCACGUGGACUUAUUGCUCUUAUUUUAUAUAAUUCUGCUAAUGUGGAUAUGUUCCUAUUAGCUUGCAAGGUAGUCGCUAGGUUAGUGAUAUCUACACGUCCCGCAAUUAGCUUGUGCGAGCUUAUGAGCGAAGAACAGCUCUUAAAAUUAGUCAGGUUGGCAACGGGUACCUCCGACGCUGCCUGGUCUUCGCACGCGGUCUCGUGCCUUUUACAGGACUUACUCGAAGGUGAAAAAUUACUUCCAAAAACGUGUUCCACCCAGGAAGGAAGUCCAUCCGAAGAAAAUUUCGAGUGUCUCGUUACCGAGAAAAAUCGAACACCGGAAGAAGAAUACACUGCCGCGGCUGAAACAAGUAAUACUACUGUUCCUCUUGGUAAUGAUGAAGGAUUUGCAGAGGGCGAAGGGGAGGAGGAUGCUCAAGACAGUAUAGUAGUACCACCUGCAGCCGCUUCAACAUCAAAAUCAAAUGGUUUUCUGCCGUCUCUUUUAGAAUCUGAUGACAGUGAAUUCGAAGAUUUCUUAGAUGAUAUUUUAGAGCGUGGUAGAAAUCUGUUGAAGAAAGGUCAUCCAUUACCUAAAAACGUGAACAUUUCUGGCUAUUUUUAUAGUAUUUCUUUGGCGAUGGAUGCAAGAUUAGAAUACGGAGUUGAAAUGGGAAUAGAGAUAUCACUAAGAAUAUUGUCUACCUUUAGCAUGUAUAAUUUACCUUACAGUAUAAGUACUUCGAUACAUGCACCACCGGAGUCAAACCGAUAUUCUCAACAAUCAUCGUCGAGAGUUGAAUCUGGGUGGAAUGAGAGGAGUCAGGAUACUUGGAAUUCAUCCGACACAAUGUCGUCAAGUUUAUUAAUGUUGACAAGAUGCUUUGACAAAAUAUUUACAGACUUAUAUUUGCAGAGCGUUGGGACAAACUUAGAGCUUGUACUUCAAUUAUGGUUAACACUAAAUUUGAAUGCAUCUUCAGAACAGCCUAGUUCUUCGAAUCAAUUUGAUCCUUCAUUAUCACCUGUUAUUCCACUGAGUUCAGCAGCUAUUUCCAGUCUUAUAUCCGCAUUAUCUUGGCACCCCGGAGUGUCUUUGCGAGCUUGGUGCCUUGCUCUCCAAUGUUUGACCCUGGCAAGUAACCAACCGUUACAGACAGAUUCUACGGAAGCUACGAGCAGUAGACAACCACUAGAUGGUCUUUUGGGUGGUAUGGCUGGAUAUAUCGUGAAAGAACGCAUGAUGGGUCCAAUGCUCUUACGUCUACUUUCUGGUAGUGGAUUAAGCGUUAAUGCCAUGGACAAACAAUACAUUAUGGCUGGACCUACUGUAUGCCAAGCACUACAAGAUUUUCUAGUUAGGUUAAAGAUGAGAUGCGAUGUAAUUACACCUGGUAGCUCUUUAGGAAAUGCAUUGAACGGGUUGUUAUUGUGGGUGGUGUAUCAGCUCGUACAACCUGGCGGAGCACUUUCUGCAAGAAGAGGACCUCUAGACGCACAGUACAAACUUAUAACUUCGUUAACGAACUUAAAUUUCGCUAAUACAGAUUUGGGAACUGCAAUGAGCGUAACUGAAUGUGUUGGAGUAUUAGUUUCUACCUAUGUUAGGGGCCCUGGAGUGGGAGCCCAGUGUGGUGGCACGGUUAACUUAGAAAAUCCAUCACGGCGGUUCAACGGUUUGUUUGCUUGUGUCUUCGGUGGUGAUACAAGGCAAGGUCGGCCAGUUUCAUGGGACACUUUAGUAGUUGCUCUUAUCGAAUUAGUAUGUCGACUCAUUCAAACUCCUUUGCCCGAGAGUUGUGCAGGACGAUCUGAUGCAAUGAGAAUCGAUCUUUCCGAGACAAAUCUCAAUUCAUCAAGCGAUAUUAAUGAUUCUGAAAUGAAACUAAAUACUUCGCAAACAGACGAAAGUAAAGUGGCCGAGCAACAGUCUUCGUCUCGUGUACAACAAUCUACAUCUAACAAACCCCGUGUGCGAUGUGUCGCAGACACUGUGUUGCAACACGAACCUACUAUGAUGCGAUUGUUAAGUGCUCUCGGCAAUAGCACUGGUUCUUCCUUAGCUAUGCUAUUAGGCGAAAGUGCUGAUGCAGGAGCAGCAACUGAACUCGAUGAUCCUGCUUCAAUACCGGAUGCUACAUUCCAACUUUUGACUACUCUUACUAAAAAAGCGAGCAAUCGUACUUUAGUCCUGAAUCCGCUUUAUCAAUAUCUCUCCUCCUCUUGUGGACAAAGAAAACUGGAUCGCCAGUUGGGCAUCAUGCAGCUGUCCGAACCUCUUCUUUGGUAUAUAUUAAGUGUUCUCGAUAAUGAAGUAUCAUUAGCAAUGUUCACAGCGAUGGGUGGUGUUAAAGUACUUUGUGAAAAUCUGGUAAAAUCGAGCAACAGCGGCAGUAACAAUUCUGCAUCGCCCGGUGUGAUUGCACUGGUGAUGGAACAUUUAUCAAAUGCUCCUAACAUGGUACCAGUCGCUUCUACGAGUAGCAAGAAGUCUGAGAAUACACAAGAAUGCAAAAUUUACGAGGAAACUUUAUUAAAUUUUGCUCCUUUGGGAACAAUAUCUUGGUUAAAUCCUACAACACAAUCGGCAGAUGUUCUCAUACAAAACUGUACGCCUCACAAGCGAGCAAGAACAGCUGCGUGGUUGUAUCAUUGCUACCCUGACGAAGCAUGGGUAGAUCUUACGAUCACUUUACCUUGUGCUAUAUUACUGAAGAAAGUCGAGUUGCAACCUCAUCUUACAUCCUUAGCUACGUGCCCAUCAGCUGUAGCUAUUGAAGUUUCAAGGGAAAGCAACAGUCCUUUAACUCCUGUUUGUCCACCUAUGCCAACAGCGGGUUUAACACUUAUACUUAUCACUUUAUCCCAACCAGAGGUGGCAACGUCUGUGCUCGUUCGACUGUACAAACCUCGUGAUUCUACGAACAUAAGCUUAAGUCAGAUCAAAUUAUUAGGUACAGCAGCAUUUGGUGAAAUAAAAACGAAUCAUGAUACAAUAGAUGAGGAACAACUAACGAAAAGAAGCUUGGGUUGGUUACGAUUGUUGCAUCAAUGUCUGUCGGUGAACACUUUGAACAACAAUCUUGCUGUUAAGGUUCUUAAUUCUGCGGCUUCGGUCGAAGGGCUGAUUGAGGCAUGUUGUAAUUUCUUGUUACUCCCAGCACCGUCUCUUUUCACUCCCGACUUGGAGAGGGUUCUAUUGCAACUAGGCUUACAUUCUCGAGAGCUUGGACUUCGUCUCAUUGGUCUUUUACUCAGCAACAGGUCUACUUCUUUCUUCCAAGGUGCUGUUACAAAACAAGAGACAUCCAUUGUUCAGUCAGUUGUUGGAUUACUUCAGCAACUCUGUUCCGUUCAAGACUCUUGUACGGAAGCUCGUAUGUCUGCCGUACUAUCAUGGCUACGAGCAUCAGCUAUCAAUGGAAUUUCUCGAUCCAGUAAUGGACCUAACGCCAUCAAUCCACCAGCUGUAUAUAUUCAUUGCGUGUCUUCUAUUAUAUGGAAAGCUCAUCAACAGCUGAAUAUUAUUUACGACCUGCCAGCUUUGUUAACGGAUGAACUUUUUAAUGUUUUGUACGAAUGGACCUUAACGUUAGGAACAAAUUCAGCUUUAAAACAAUCAAUUGAUUCUGUUCUUUGCGCGUUUUGCUAUGUAAGACCGACACUGUUUCCUCUACUCCUUCAGAGGGUACGAAUUUUGGUACCUAACAUGGCGACAGAUCACUCUGCAUCAAUAUCGGAUGAUCGUAAAGAAGGAGAAGGACAAACAGACGAUAGAAAGUGUGAAAUUAAUGGCGAGGAAUGGUAUUGCCGCUAUGUGUUAUCGGAAUGCAAACGAUUAAAUCUGACGGAAGGGCAAUUGCUAACUGUUGCUGCAGCGGCUCGUUCUCCGCCUGGUAUCCAACAGCUAAUUGAUUCUGGGCUACCUGCUUUAUUAGCGGCAUCCAUCACUGAAUUCUGCAACUUGGAGAAAACAAAACAAUCACAGCCGAAGGUUGAAAGGAUGUCUACCGAGGACAGUUGCCAAAACAAUUCAUUGGGAAGUUUAACAGACAAUGAUAAAGCUGGCGAAUCUUCCACGCAAACAAAUAAUCAUGCUGGUAGUCUUAACAUGACAGAUCCAGAAAGUAUAGCAAUGGUGUUGGAGUUUUUGACGCUUAUCUGCACAGAGGGGAGGAUGCGUGACUGGCUUGGAAAAGAAGGCCGUGCUUUUUGGUUGCCACUUCUUUCACUUCUAAGUAACCGAUCGAUAGAAAGUCCAUCGUUGUCCUCAUUGAGGUCUUCUAAAACAAACAUGUCGUACGCCUCGUUGGAAAGUGCUGUGAUCAAAUUUUUAUCAAGAUGUUGUUGGUGUCAUCUAGAUAAUCAAAAGUUACUAGCCGAAUUAUUGACCGACGUAAUAUCUCAGCAACGAACAACUUCGAAUAUACGCUAUCUCCACGGAAUUUCGGGUUUCACCAGACAAUUGAUCUUGCAAUUACUUCUGGAGGGUGAGAAAGUAUUAGUGUCUGUAACAUCGGAUACACCUAUGAUAGUUUCAAAGACAGCAACCAAUUACAGUAUGCCGUCUAUGCCACCGCAUCCAGCUCACCUUCUCGGUCAUUAUCAUCAGUUAUUAUACAUGUCCACCCAAUCAACUGUAGCGGAUGUAUUGCAACAAGUAUCUGGUACUUGGCUAUUUUUGUUACUGUCAAACACGUACAAGGGUAAUGAAAGUGGAUCGAGCAACAAUCGUUCCAGAGAGCUUUGGGAGUCUGGUAUGGCUUUCGUGGUAGAUACUUUAAGCGUAGCUGCGGGAAAUACAGCAAAAGAUAAAAGGGCUAAGGAAGCAUCUAACGGAGCACAAGCUCGCGGUCCUGCUGUGAGGAAAUCACGAAUGAAUUCCGACGGAGCGGCAAGCACAAGUAAAACGUCUAGCAACAACGUUCAACAGAAUUCCAGCAAUUCUACCAAUGAACAAUAUCUGAUACACUCGUCGCGUUUGAAUACUCCUCUGCCACCACAGUUGACCAUUGCCCAGUUAUUGGCUAUCGCUGAAGACAGUGGUGUAUCAUUAUCAGAGCCUUGUCUGCAUCUUAUAUUACGUCAGCGUAACAAAGAUUCCAAAGAGGACAUAGCAAAGCAAAGCGAGGGCGAAUUACUGAAUUACAGAAGUAUAGAGAGUUCAUUAGGAGUGUUCAGUGCUGGCGGUGGUUUAGCAGUACUGGCUCGACAUUUGCCUCUGGUAUAUCCAGAUUAUAGACCACCAUCGGUAUCUCUACCUUCGCCUGAACAAACGUACGAAGAGGAAUGGGUUAAAUUAGACAUCAAUGAUUAUGCUUGCGAAGUGUUGGAAGAGGGUGGAAACAAUUCUCCGCGAGCAUCGUCUCCAGCUGUUUACGUGCCACCACAUUCACUGGCUGCUUUCGGCUUGUUCCUUAGACUUCCCGGAUACGCGGAAGUAUUAUUAAGGGAUCGAAAACGAGCCCAGUGUUUGUUGCGGCUUGCUCUAGGCGUCACGGACGAUGGCGAAGGCGGUGACGUGAUAACCUCGCCGUUGGCUGCAUCUCUGCCAACUUUGCCGUUCCAGGUUUUAAAGCAAUUACUCGAUGCUACGCCUGCGACUACCGACGACGGCCUCCUUUUACGUAAAACUACCAUCAAAGUGGGCGCUAUGCUUCUUCUGCUGAACUGUCUGGCUAUAUUCACACACCAAACCAGUCAGAGUGAAAGUUCAGAACAGAAAGCGAGUGGUAAUCAAGGUGACGCAGCAGGACGUAGCGACGAUAGUUCGCAAUCGUACUGGGCGAAGGGCACUGGAUUCGGUACCGGUUCUACUCAACAAUCGUGGAACGUAGAGCAAGCUCUGAUGCGACAGAAAUCCGAAGAAGAACACGUAACAGUAUUACUGCAAGUUUUAGCGAGUUACAUCGGAUCUGGUGGACAGACGCAAAGAGAACUACCAACUCCUUUCCCCGAUCUGUUAGCCAGAUCGUGCUUACUUCCAGCCUUGUCCUCGUAUUUGAGAAACGAUUCGGUGUUGGACAUGGCAAGGCACAUUCCUCUGUACCGUGCCGUGUUACAAUUACUCAGGGCUAUGGCUCUUUCGAAUCAAUUGGCUCCGCUUUUAUUACCAAGAGGUGGAAAGUCCAACGAACCCUCCGUUGUCUCGCUUUUGUCGAACAUGAGGGUUUGCGUGGACACCUACGCUCACAAAAUAAACCGCACAAGGAGUAAUAAGUCGAAGACACUGUUUAAAUAUCCGGACGACACUGAACAAGACGAAGGUUUGGCAACAUUGAUCCCUGACAUUCAAGAAAGCGCUACUAUAGUACAAAAUGCGACUUCAAGGUUGUCAGGAAUCGAAGAAGAAUUACCUGGUCCCAGCCCCACGGGUCCAGAGUUACCCUUACGUUCAAUUGAACAACGAUACUUGGAAGUAAUGAAGAAUUUACAGUUCGAUACAUAUGAAAUGAUUACGGAGAAUCCAGAAACAGGUGGAUACAAAUUUGCCGUAUCCUAUCAUUUUGAAUCGACUAUGAGAGCAGCAGACGAGAGAAGUCACCCCACUAGGGUUAAGAGACUAGCACAAGAAGCUGUCACGCUUUCGACUGCGUUACCUUUGUCGUACAGUAGUAGCGUUUUCGUUAGGUGCGAUGCAGACAGAUUAGACGUAAUGAAGGUACUGAUAACAGGACCAGCGGAAACACCGUACGCAAAUGGGUGUUUCGAAUUCGACGUAUAUUUCCCUCCGGACUAUCCCAAUAGCCCGAUGUUAAUUAAUUUGGAAACCACUGGACGCCACACGGUACGAUUCAAUCCCAAUUUGUACAACGAUGGGAAAGUUUGCCUGAGCGUAUUGAACACUUGGCAUGGUCGUCCUGAGGAAAAAUGGAAUGCACAUACCAGUAGUUUCCUUCAGGUUUUAGUGUCGAUACAGUCAUUGAUUUUGGUAUCUGAGCCUUACUUCAACGAACCGGGGUAUGAACGGUCACGUGGUACAACGAACGGAGCUCAAUCUAGUCAAGAGUACAAUGCGAACAUUUGCCAGGCUACUGCUAAGUGGGCGAUGCUUGACCAAAUUCGCAAUCCAUGUCCUUGCUUCAAAGAGGUUAUACACACCCACUUCUGGAUAAAGAGACACGAAAUCGUUGCACAAUUAGAGGGGUGGAUAAGGGAUAUGGAACUGCACGGAUCAGACCGCAGGUCUGGCCGUACUCUUUCUCUGAAUGCUUUAGCUUUAAGGAGACACUAUAGAUUGCUGAGGGAAGAGCUGAGUAAACUGCCAACACCCGAAGGUUUAGAAGACUUAGUGGAACCACUCGCGUCCCCAGGCUCGCCUAUCGAAUUGUCAGGCACUCCUGGCACACCGAGCACGCCACCAACGUCGACGGUUCCCCCGACCAGCACAGUUUCUACUCCGAUAAGUAAUCCUGCUGUUCCCAUCAGCAACGCCGGUGGUAGUAAUCACGUACACCACGAUAUCGACACGGACGUUGAGAUGGAGAAGAUGGUUUCAAAAGUGUGUGAAUAGCUAAAGGAUGUUAAUAGACAUUGUUGGACAUUUUGAAAAGUCUAUAUUGUUUGUGUUAUGACGGACAAAAUAACGGACUGUGACCGAAGGCGGAGAAAGGGAGAUCCUAGUAAUAUGGUUCGAAUUUUCAAUUGAUUGACGAAUGAUGAAUUAAAGUCGAGUGAAAGAUUGCUACAUGCCGAGAUAUCGAUGAUACGGGAUAACCAGUAAGAAUGAACCGAAUAAACGUGUGCGUAUGAUGUGCGUGGUAAAGGGAUUUAGUAAUAAAAAGGAGGGAAAAAAAAAACAAAAAAAGAGAGGCGAUGAAAUGAUUAAAAAAAAAACGUGUAAACAUAGAUAAGGAAUGCAACGUGUGAUCGAAUGAUUGAAUGAACUGUGAAAUUGAACCUGAAAGUAGUAAUGCGAAAGAAAUAGCAAACGAUUAAAAGCUUAGUAUGAAUGUGAACAAAACUCGUACGUAGCACGUAUUUUCUAUGGCUACCGCAUAUACUAUAUGUAUGCUGUAUUCUACUACUUCGUAUUACUGUAAGAAACAACUGUUAUUCAAUAUUUAUUAUACGUGUUCUUCUCGUUUACGUAGCCGGUACUCCCCCCACCCCCCACCCCCCGUAUACCAGCAAUGCGGCUGAUAUUAACUGACCAUACGUUUCAGCGAAACGAGACGAUUUUUUAAACAAUUUGGCCCAACAAUACGAAAAUUUGUUUCCGAGAAAUAGGCCAGAUCUAGCAGUUUGAACAAACAAAAGAUUGAUCAAUGAGAUUUGAAUCGUUUUUCCUAACCAGAAAGGCAUAAUUUGCGAUUUACUUUAAUUUUCAUCGUUGUUAUUGUUGUUGUUGCUGCUGCUGUUCUCAUUGCGUGCGUGUGUUUUCUUUUCAUUUAUUCUAUACAAAUCGUCUCAACUGAUUAUCUCAGCGUCGCAUUGCGAUCGAUUUUCGAGUAGAGAAACGAAUGGAAAAAUAAAAAUAACGAUGACAGAAAAUUGCUCCAUAACGCAAAAGAUGCUAGCUAUGCAAUUGAUACACAUGUGCGCAGUGUGUAAUUUAAUAUUUAUCGUGCCUGUAUCUAUUACGGUCUUGCAUUGUAUUUUUUACAUGAAAUAACUUGGACGACGACUGUUCUCGUGGCUCGAAAGCAAUCGCGUAUCUUUUUUUUUUUUUUUUUCAAACACCGAAUUUCGUUCAACUAUUUCAUUGAGAAACAAACGCAAGAUAGCCUUCAUUUAACCGAUAUAAAUUUUCAUUCGAAUGAUAAAGCAUUCUUCUUUUUUUAUCAACUUCAAACAAAUCGAUCGAAAGGAAAAGUAAAAAAAAAAAAGAACCAAAAUAUGGAUUGUACUCGAUUAUAUUGGACACUUGUUCGUAAUGAAAAGAACAAAACUAUGGACAAUUCGAAUAAUCUGAAACACCGUUGCAUUUGAUGUGGGUAAUUAAUAUAAAACCGACAACUAUGACAUUAUCGAAGACACAGGUGAUAUCCACAGAAGUAUCGUGGACUAAUUACCACGAUUCAUAUUUGGAUUCCUGUUUAUAUAAUUAGUAUUUGUCCCCCUACUUCCCCUCGUUCUCUAUCAGCGAAUUAAUUACACGGAUUAGCUGUAAAAAUCACUGGGUCGAUUUGCGCUACCAAGUGAUCGAUGAUCGUUUCUUUCUUCUGUAAAUAAUCGUCACACGCGAGUAAUUAAUACUGCAUUACAAGUAAAUGUUUGUAAUUCCGAAGUAAACUGGAUAACAAAAAAAAAAAAUAAUGCUCCAUUGUAACGUAUACUAUUGCAUGGAUUCCUAAGCAAUGAACAAAACGAAAGAAAAAACACGUAAAACGAUUGUACGUGGCAGGAGAACGUGUUAAUAGUUAUUUAUAAUAAACGAUUAUUAUCACGCCA
Messenger RNA from Osmia bicornis bicornis, 16179 nucleotides. It is a transcript of the gene Bruce, whose product is annotated as baculoviral IAP repeat-containing protein 6. Gene Ontology annotation, molecular function: ubiquitin conjugating enzyme activity; protein binding; cysteine-type endopeptidase inhibitor activity. The transcript has 43 exons. The record is from RefSeq and is a predicted model, not a curated record. The coding region runs from base 89 to 14299 and encodes 4736 amino acids. Gene Ontology annotation, biological process: apoptotic process; regulation of cytokinesis; negative regulation of apoptotic process. Lineage: Eukaryota; Metazoa; Arthropoda; Insecta; Hymenoptera; Megachilidae. Gene Ontology annotation, cellular component: nucleus.